AUGCCCCGAGAGAUCAAGAACCUCAAGGAGUUCCUCGCCAUUUGCAGCCGUAAGGACGUCCGCUGUGUGAAGGUUAAGCACAACCCAAAGGUAACCAAAUUCAAGGUACGCUGCAGCCGCUACCUUUACACCCUCGUGAUGGCUGACAAAAAGAAGGCUGACAAGAUCGAGCGGUCCAUUCACCCGACUGUGAAGAAGAUAACCGUCACUGCUCGCUCCCACGCCAAGAAGAACACACCAAGCAAGUAA
This is a messenger RNA of Trypanosoma brucei brucei TREU927, 249 nucleotides long. Its product is annotated as 60S ribosomal protein L38. Gene Ontology annotation, cellular component: ribosome; cytosolic large ribosomal subunit. Lineage: Eukaryota; Euglenozoa; Kinetoplastea; Trypanosomatida; Trypanosomatidae. The transcript has a single exon. The coding region runs from base 1 to 249 and encodes 82 amino acids. Gene Ontology annotation, molecular function: structural constituent of ribosome. The record is from RefSeq and is a predicted model, not a curated record. Gene Ontology annotation, biological process: translation; protein-RNA complex assembly.